This is a messenger RNA of Cydia amplana, 3874 nucleotides long. Its product is annotated as tetratricopeptide repeat protein 14 homolog. NCBI's taxonomy places the organism in Eukaryota, Metazoa, Arthropoda, Insecta, Lepidoptera, Tortricidae. Gene Ontology annotation, molecular function: protein binding. The record is from RefSeq and is a predicted model, not a curated record. The transcript is spliced from 19 exons. The coding region runs from base 121 to 3609 and encodes 1162 amino acids.
UGGUAGCCAUUCCAUAAAAAUGUCCGUGCCGUGUGCUUGUGUUCGCAUUUUGUGGAAUUAUUAAUUGUUAUUAAAAACUGUGUUAUUGUAUAUAUAACUAAAAUAUCAGAGUAUUUUGAUAUGGACGGGAAAUUGGAUGCGUCUCUCGUGACGCAAUCCAUAAAUUACCAUGGACAGCAACUUCAGAAAACGUGGGAGGCAGAACGAGGAGAGGACGAUUUGUCUAAAAUCGGCAUUGGAGCCCUGGACUUUGCGGUGUACCAGUCCAGGCAUAAACACCUAACCUUCCAAGACCGUGGAAAACGCUUGAAACUUCAUCAGUUUAUUGCAAAAGAAGCAAAUGCAUUGUUUGAUACAUCAGUUCAGGAGGAAACGCCUUCCUCAUCCAGUCUUGGGACUGAUGCUACCGCACCUGAAGACAAUCUAUAUGCAUUGAUGCCACCGUUUGAAACGUUUUUGAAUGUAGAUAAAUCUGCAAGACUGAGGCAUUUUUUUGAAAAUGUGAAGACGGGAGAAUUGGUGAUAGGAGCUGUGAUCAACAGGACAGCCUCUGGGAUGAUGCUGAAGGUGCUCUGCACUGCCGGACCUACAUCCCGAUAUGUGGCUGAUAUCAAUGUGAAGGCAUUUUUACCUGUGGGAAAUAUCAUACCAGCUGUGGACAAGAAAAAUGUUUCAAGAAACUACCUGAUGAAUGACACUGUCUGCUGUGAAGUCAUUGAAGUGAUCCCAGACACUGACAAAAUGGUCUGCGGGAUGAAGGGAGUCACUCGGGGCCCGGACGACCCCCCGCCUAAGCCCCCUCUGGGACUGCUCAGCACAGACGACUUCCCAUUAGUCUACAAGAAAACUGUGGAUAUGAAGGGAGAAAGUUACGAAGCUAUUUUGGAGAAGAGCCCAGGGUUCAAUAACCCCAACUGCAUCCAAUAUCUGUCUGAACUUCUUGGAAUCUCCAACAUGCACUGCACCAACUUUGUGUCAUUAAGGGGAGGAUUUUCGCCAGCGGAUUAUGCAGAUGAACUUCGUCAAGCUCAAGCCAGUAAGUGGGCAUUCCGUUCAGUAGCCGAAGGCAUUGAACAUUUCAAGGCAGGACGUCACUCUGAAGCGUUCCAAUGUCUCAACAAGGCCCUAAGCAUUGACCCAAGAAAUGUGGAAGGAUUAGUCGCGAGAGGCGCUCUAUACGCCAACAGUGGAACCUUCAAGAAGGCAAUAGAAGAUUUUGAGACAUCUUUAAAACUGAAUCCGAACCACGCUAACGCUAGGAAGUAUUUGGGAGAGACAUUGGUCGCUCUCGGUCGCAGCUAUGAGGAUGAGAAUAAAAUCACGGAAGCUCAAAAGGCAUACGAGGAUUGUUUAGCCAUCAUACCGUUUCACGAAGAAGCUCAGAACUCUUUGGAUUUCCUUAAGAGCAAGACGUCUACAGCGAAGCCGCUGAUUGAACCGGCAGAGUUGUUGUUGCCCGGUUUGACCGGAGCGAAAUCGUUUGAGAUGAAGGAAACUAUUAAGCAGCUUUUGAAUCUGACUGAGAAGAAGGACAAGAAAAAGAAGAAGAAGCGAGGCAAGGGUAAGAGGAAGCGGUCGAGCAGCUCGUCUUCCUCGUCCAGCGACUCGUCCAGUUCCAGCUCGUCCUCGGAAUCUUCCUCAUCGUCCUCGGACACUAGCGAUUCUGAAGGUCCCAACCGCAAGAAGAAGCGCCGUGCGCAGUCGAACAACAAGCGCCAACGUUCCCUCUCGCCGCUGAGCAAGCGCAUGGCCAUGCUCGGGGAGACGGACGCCACGCGCACGCACAACUCGCAGUUCAACCAUCCGUACGGGUACCAGCCCCCACCACCACCCGUGGAAGAGGCUAACGCACCGGCCAGGUCGCAGGCGGAUAUAGAUUACGAGUUAAAGGUGCGGAAGUUCCUCGAGAUGACGAAAGAGGACUCUGACUACGAGGACAAAGUGCGCAACUUCCUCGAGGAAACGGCGCAGUACAAGCGCAACAGGAAGAUGCAGGAGCUCGGCCAGCAGCCGCAGCCGGGCGGCGACCACGAGAAGAAGAAGAAAAAGAAAAAAGACAAAAAAAAGAAGAAAGAAUCAAAACGUAAACGCAAGGAGCAAGAGCGAGAGGAAAAGCGGAAGUCGAAGCUUGCUCGCUCUGCCGCCAACAACGAUUACAACUUGCGAGAUUUGGACAACAUUGGCGACAAGAAACUUAGGGAUGCUAUCAGAAAAGAAUUGAAAGGGAAAUCGAAGAGGGACCUCAGUUCAGAUGGCGAAUAUGAUAGAAAACACAGUGACAAAAGGAUACUGGACGAGAUGCACGGCCUAGAAGAGCUCGAGUCUAAACUGAGCGCGUACCACGUGAUGGUGGAGAAUGCCAGCAAGCGCGAGCGCGGCUCCGUGAGCCCGCUCGACCAGGCCCCGCCCCCGCCGCUCGAGAAGCCCAAGUGGAAAAUGUCCAUGAGCGCCGUCAAGGACCCUAGAGUUCAGAAGAAAGAAAAGUCAUCCAGCAAGGGAUAUAAGGAGCAUUAUGCAUUUGAAGACAGUUCCGAUGAUUCACAAGACCCGCCUAAGCCCCCGACUGGUGGCGACAAGAACGUGUCCGUGCGACGCGCCAUGGCCAUGAAGGAGCCUCCGCCGCUGCCGUCAAACAACAAGAACCGGGAGCCCGACCCGCCCGGGACCGAGCAGCACCCUCCGGUCCGCAAGGGCAACAUAGUCCUGGACAAGUUCGGGUCGUUCCGUCUGGCCCAGGAGGGUGAGACGCCUGUUUCUGUGGGCGGGCAGCGGCCGGAGCAGUUCGUGACGCGCAUCAAGCCGCCCACGCCGGGCGCGCGCCGGCCCCGCAGCCCCCCCUCGCCGCGCCGCCGCUCCUCCACAUCCGACGACGGACGAGACCAGAAAAGGUCGCGCAGCAGGUCCCGGCCGCGCAAGUACCGGUCCCGCUCGGGCUCGCGGUCCCGCUCUGCGUCGUCGGGCAGCGGCUCGGCGGGAUCGCGGCGCCGCCGCUCCGGCUCGCCUCGGUCCCGGUCCCGCUCCGACGCCUCGCGGUCCUACUACUCACGCAGCCGGUCCCGCAGCCGCUCCGGAUCUAGGGAUGGGAGAUUCCGUCGCUUCAACCGUCGCGGCAACUGGCGCGGUCGCGGCGGCUUCGAGCGCGGCACGUACUACCGGCCGCGCUUCCACACCUUCAACGGCGCGGGUCGCGGGCGCGGCCGCGGCAACAACGACUUCCGCCGCGACGACCAGCGCCGCUUCCAGCCAGACUGGCGCGACAACCGCAGCAGAGGGGGAAGGCCUUUCCGGCCCCGACGCGGGCAAGGUGGACGGGGGAGACCUUUCAGAGGAGGAUUCCGAGACUUCCGCGACCGCCGCGGCGGACGGUACUCGCGCUCGCGCAGCCCCGACCGGACGCGCCGCUCGCGCUCCUACAGUCCCGAGCGACGCGACAAGGAUAGAGACAGCUACUCCCGCUUCUCUGAACGCGACAGCCACCGCAGCGAGGGCGAGUACGAGGAAGAAAGAUACGUGGACAGAAAGGAAUAUGACGGAAAAUGGGCCGACGGGAACGAACCAGAAAGGAACCACACCGAAGAAAAACCCUCUGAACCUGCUCCCAAAGAGUAACACCUACACCACCGUUUUAAAAUUUUUAAGCUAUACUACAUUGGUUAGGGUCCUGACUUAUUCACUCGCAUUACACAUUUUAACACAAAUCCUUGAGGUUUUUGUAAAUAUAGUUUUAUGCAUACUGUAGGUAUUUUCUUUAGAAAAUUGGUGUCAAAAUUAACUGCAUUCAAUCAAUUGUAGCUUGUCAUAUUCUAAUGAAGGCCAUUCCAUGUUACAUCUUGUCAGAUGUGUGUUAAUUAAGGCGGUACUAAAAAUAUUAAUA